Molecule: messenger RNA, 307 nt
Organism: Monosiga brevicollis MX1
Lineage: Eukaryota; Choanoflagellata; Craspedida; Salpingoecidae
Exons: 3
Source: RefSeq, a predicted model, not a curated record
AUGGUCACGGAGCCAGACCGACAAGGUCGUCAAACUCCGCCGCGUCUAAGCCGAUGGAUCACAGCAAGGAAACGUACAGACGUGGAGCUGCUCUCUCUCUCUCUCUCUCUCUCUCUCUCUCUCUCUCUCUUUUCUCUCUGGAUUUGCUUUUGGAUUACCUUAGCAUCUUUCCCCGUCUCUCUCUCUCUCUCUCUCUCUCUCUCUCUCUCUCUCUCAACCAAUAAUUCAUUCUCUUCUCUCUCUCUCUCUCUCUCUCUCUCUCUCUCUCUCUCUCUCUCUGAGCGCAUUUAUCUUGUGACGACGAGAG